This is a messenger RNA of Teleopsis dalmanni, 1889 nucleotides long. RefSeq names its product beta-catenin-like protein 1. The coding region runs from base 82 to 1794 and encodes 570 amino acids. The transcript is spliced from 5 exons. The record is from RefSeq and is a predicted model, not a curated record. Gene Ontology annotation, cellular component: spliceosomal complex. Lineage: Eukaryota; Metazoa; Arthropoda; Insecta; Diptera; Diopsidae.
AUGACAUUUUAGACUUUGUUUUCUGUGAAGUUGUCAACAAAUACGCAGAUUUUGUUUGCUCUUAUCCCGUAAAUUAAAAAAAUGGAUAUUGGUGAACUUUUAUCUUUUAAACCUGAAUCUACACCAAAACGUCCCAACGAAGAGGACGAUGACCCACCAGAAGUGCCGACAAAACGUGAAAAGCGUAUGAAACGCAUUGCUCAAGCUAAGGAGGCAGCUGACUUCGUUAAACCACAAGCAGUGGAUCGUGUACCGGGUGAUUUAUCGCUGUUGAAUCCUGAACUUACUGAAGAAGAUCGUAUGAAUAUAUUAAAAUACGUUGAAAGCGAAGAAGUAGAUGGUGAAGUUUUGGAUGAAGUUGGUUUAAAGAAAUUAAUUCUACUAUUCGAAAAGCGUAAUUUAAAGAAUCAAGAAAUGCGUAUUAAGUAUCCAGACAAUCCAGAGAAGUUUAUGGAAUCGGAAGUAGAUUUGCAUAUGGUUAUUCAAGAACUAAGAGGAAUUGCUAUUGUGCCGGAUCUUUAUCCGUUACUUGUGGAAUUACAUGGUGUUUCUAGUCUUUUGGAAUUGCUUGCACAUCCAAAUACUGAUAUAGCAGUGGCCAUAGUUGAUCUUUUACAAGAAGUUACUGAUAUGGAUAUACUAGGUGAGAGUGAGGAAGGUGCAGAAGCACUUAUUGAGGCUCUGCGUAGACAACAACUCUGCGCAUUGCUCGUACAAAAUUUAGAUAGACUUAAUGAGGAAAUAAAGGAGGAAUCCGAUGGUGUGCACAAUUCUUUAUCAAUAAUUGAAAAUUUAGCAGAAAUGAGACCUGAAAUUGUCAAAGAAGCUGCUCAACAAGGUUUACUAGCCUGGUUACUUAAGAGAAUUAAACAAAAAGCUCCAUUCAAUCCAAAUAAAUUGUUUUGUAGUGAAGUGAUUUCCAUACUCAUACAAAAUUAUGAAGAAAAUCGCCUCUUGCUAGGAUCACUUGAAGGUAUUGACGUCUUGUUGCAGCAAUUGGCUAGCUACAAGCGUCAUGAUCCAUCAAGUAACGAAGAACAAGAAUAUAUGGAAAAUUUAUUUAAUUGUUUGUGUUCAGCACUUUUGGCUAAGGAAAAUCGUGAACGUUUUUUGAAAGGUGAAGGAUUGCAAUUGAUGAAUUUAAUGUUGCGUGAAAAGAAAAUGUCGCGUAAUGGUUCAUUAAGAGUACUAGAUUUUGCUAUGAUGGGACCAGAUGGACGUGAAAAUUGUAAUAAAUUUGUUGAUAUUUUGGGUUUGCGCACAAUUUUUCCGCUUUUCAUGAAAACACCAAAGCGCAACAAAAAACGUUUAUUAUCGUCUGAUGAACAUGAAGAAUAUGUUUGCUCAAUUAUCGCCUCAAUGCUAAGGAACUGUAAGGGUGCACAACGUCAACGUCUUCUUUCUAAAUUCACAGAGAAUGAUCAUGAAAAGGUUGAUCGUUUGUUGGAAUUGCAUUUGAAGUAUUUGGAAAAGAUGGAGUCAGCUGAUAGAGAAAUUGAUCAGCAUACUGAUCCUGAAGCUGAUGAAGGUGAUAUAGAAGAUGCUAAAUACGUCAAACGCUUAACUUGUGGUUUAUUUACCUUAGAGCGAAUUGAUUACAUUAUUUUAGAGGCAAGCGCCUCUUCAGAAACUGUCAAACAGCGGGUAUUACAAAUUUUGAAUCUACGUGGCGCUUCUAUGAAGACCAUACGUAGCAUUAUGAGAGAAUAUAUUGGGCAUAUGGGUGAUGAUGGUGAUGCCGAGUGGAAAGCAAGUCAACAGACAUAUAUACAAUCGUUAAUAGAUCGUUUUUAAAUCUGUUGUUAAGAUAUUAAACGUCAAUUUUUUUUAAUUUAACUAAACCGAUGUAAACAAUCAAAUAAAUUAACAAAAUAAACAAAUAUAUUAUU